Manduca sexta (tobacco hornworm) is the source of this 2151-nucleotide messenger RNA. It is a transcript of the gene Fatp3, whose product is annotated as long-chain fatty acid transport protein 1. Bases 140 to 2122 code for a protein of 660 amino acids. Gene Ontology annotation, cellular component: endoplasmic reticulum. Lineage: Eukaryota; Metazoa; Arthropoda; Insecta; Lepidoptera; Sphingidae. Gene Ontology annotation, molecular function: long-chain fatty acid-CoA ligase activity; long-chain fatty acid transmembrane transporter activity. Gene Ontology annotation, biological process: triglyceride homeostasis. The transcript is spliced from 12 exons. The record is from RefSeq and is a predicted model, not a curated record.
GCGCCGACGCAUCGCGCGUUCCAUAAACAGUCGUGUUUGAAUUCUCGUGGACAGCGCUUGUGUUUCAUUCGUAUCGUAGUGUGAUAUUGAUUAUUUAUUACGGAAACCAAAGAUAUGCAAGCCACGUAAAUCUACCAGGAUGACAGAAAAAACGGGAGUUCGAUUCGAAGAGGCGGAGAGAAAGAAGGGCCUUAUUCUCACAUCUAUUGGAGUAUCGUGCGCGGGUCUUGGAUGGCUCUGCCGUGGUUCAAUGACGAUUAUGGGCGCAGUGGCGCUGCUGGCGACAUAUCUCAUGACCGGGGAUAGGUACCAGUGGAUUUAUAUUUGGAAGAAGACGCACAGCCGGGAUUUGCUGGGUCUUCGAGUUCUCCUGGUGACCAUGUUCAAGAUAUGGAUAUGGGAGCGGCAGGGCAAGACCGUGGUUACCAGGUGGACAGAAGUGGCGAAGAUGUCUCCCGAGAAGAACGCUUUUGUUAUGGGAGAGAGGGCGUUGACUUUUCGUCAGGGCGACGAAUUCAGCAACCGCAUAGCUUGGUAUUUCAAGCGUCAGGGUUUCAAAAGUGGUGAAGUGAUAGCCUUGUUCAUGGAGACGCAGCCGGAGUACAUCUUCGUGUGGCUUGGUUUGGCCAAGCUCAGGGUUGUCACCGCGCUUGUAAACACUAAUUUAAGGGGGGCUCAGCUGAUCCACUGUUUACGGAUCGCUGGAUGCAAAGCUGUCGUGUUUGGCGACGAGAUGACUGACGCCAUAAAAGAAAUCCAGCACGAGAUCAGAGACAUGCCUCUCUUUCAAUUCAACUCGCCAGAGAGGGACAUCAAUACUACCCUCCAAGACACCGCACCCUUAGCCACUGAACUGAACGAGAUGUCUUCUGAAUCGUUCCCGAUAGUCCCUAGCAACCCACGGGACACAUUGCUUUACAUUUAUACCAGUGGGACUACCGGAUUCCCUAAGGCUGCUAUUAUAACGAAUAUUAGAUACCUGCUCAUGCCACUAGGAGUGCAUACGUCAGCGCGGCUCACAUCGUCUGAUGUUGUCUACGAUCCUUUACCUCUGCACCAUACGGCAGGUGGAGUUCUUGGUGCUGGCCAGGCCGUGGUUCUAGGUUGUACAGUAGCUUUGAGGAAGAAGUUCUCCGCAUCAAAUUACUGGAGUGAUGCUGCGAAGCAUGGAUGUACUGCAGCUCAGUACAUCGGCGAAAUCUGCAGGUAUCUGUUAUCAGUACCACCAGGGCCAAAUGACCGCGCGCACAAAGUCAAGGUGAUAUUCGGAAAUGGACUAAGGCCACAGAUAUGGCAGGAGUUCGUGGCGAGGUUCGGAGUAAAGAAGGUUCUCGAGUUCUAUGGCGCGACGGAAGGCAAUAGUAAUCUUGUGAACCUGGACUCAAAAGUUGGAGCAAUUGGAUUCCUCAGCAGGCUUGUCUCCUCAAUAUAUCCUCUGACGCUUGUCAAGUGUGACGAAAUUACUGGAGAGAUAUUGAGAGACAGCAAUGGAAGGUGUAUCACUUGCGGACCUCAUGAACCUGGGCUGCUUCUCGGCAAAAUCGAUCCAAAGAAAGCCAUCCUCACCUUCGCCGGGUACGCGGACCGCACCGCGUCAGAGAAGAAGAUGGUGCGUGACGUAAGAGUGGAGGGAGACUGCUACUUCAACACCGGAGAUAUCCUCGUGAUGGAUCACUUCGGAUACUUCUACUUUAAGGAUAGGACUGGGGACACUUUCAGGUGGCGAGGUGAGAAUGUGUCUACAGCUGAAGUAGAGGGGGUGAUAAGUUCUCUAGUAGGAUUGAAGGAUGCUGUGGUUUAUGGAGUAACGAUACCCCACACAGAAGGAAAAGCAGGCAUGGCGGCGAUCGCAGAUCCAGAAAACAAAUUAGACCUUACAGCACUAGCAAAAGGUCUAAAAUCCUCCCUCCCAGUGUACGCAAGGCCAUUAUUCCUCCGCAUCCUCCCAGAAACCCCUCUCACAGCAACAUUCAAGCUGAAAAAGAAGGAGUUAAUGGAAGAGGGGUAUAACUUGAACCUCCAGAAAGAUCCUAUAUAUUUCCUUGAUCAGAAGACUUGGGUCUUCGUUCCGUUGACGCAGAAGUUGUAUGAUGACAUAGUUCAGGGUAAUUUGAGACUGUGAUUGUAUAAUAGAUAAAUUCUAAGUUAAUG